CUCUUCUUGCCAGAUAAUUGGGAUACUGCGACAGAGAGCUUGGACCCAGGACUCAGUCGACGUGGGAUGGAUAUCGCAAUGUCCGCACAUCCCUUCUUAGGAUGCCCGCCGCAAACCCCUCCCGAAAUUCAGGACCUUGUACACAACGAAGAAAAGCGCACUCAAGCCAGCGUAAGUAGAAGUGAGGCAUCAGAGAAGGUCCUUGCUUCGCGCGACUUACACGCGUUACAAAAUGUCGCGUCUAUGGUGAUGCAGAAAAAGGCGAAGGAAGUGUGUCUUAUCGGUCAAGGUGGCUUCAACCAGGUCUUUGCAAUUAUCUUCGAAGACGGAACUGACAUCGUUGCGCGCAUCAAUGGUAGCCGCGCCUUACAAGAUUCAGACAAGCCGCGAGCCGAAAUAGUACGCCGCAUCCGAAGUGAAUUCGCGACAAUUAGAUACAUACAGGCAAAUACGACGAUUCCAGUCCCCGAGAUCAUCUUCCUAGAAAACGACUUCGACAACGACGUCGGUGCGCCGUACAGUCUGCAGAAACGUAUCAUUGGACGCAUGAUUUCUGACAUAUGGCCUAGCAAGUUCAAUCCUUCUUGCAUGAAUGGCGAACAAGCUAUCUGCGCAAUCGAGCAAGUUGCAGAUUUUGAAUGUCAGCUAUCGCGAUUUUCCAACUUUGAUUCCAUCGGAAGCCUCGAAUACGACGAAGUCAAAAAUGAAUUCCGUGUCGGGCCAGUCACACCAUUACAGAAAUUGUCGACUCUUCCUGGAUUCUAUCCCGGUCCUUGGAAAUCCUCAAUCGAGUAUCUCCGCUCUUUGAUAUCUACACAUAAAGCCACUCUACAACAAUCAGACUGGUUGGAAAACCGUCGCGCCUUCUUCACGUAUAUGAACAAGGCUAAUAGUCCAAAAAUUGAGGAUAUUGAUAUGGAGGCUCGCUCUGAUCAUACACACUUUAUAACCUGGUACAAUAUGUUGGAGGCCAACCUGGACCAUUUGGAUCUUAGUCCAUUUGAUCCACCGCAUUACCCAUUUGUCUUGUUACAUGAAGAUUUGAAUAUUGGUAAUGUCAUGGUGGAUUACGAGGACCCCACAAAAGUAGUUGCAGUCAUUGACUGGGAGGGGAGCCGCGUAGUUCCGUUUUGGGUUGGUAACUUCUAUAGUAGCUUUCUCAACGAGUCCGACUACAGCAAUGAUCCUAAGGAGCAAGAAAUCUAUUGUCGAAUGGUAGAGACUCGUGAUGAAACCAGGAAGAAAAAUCUUGAUCCAUCUCUCUGGAAUGAGAACACCAUUCCGGUAUUGCGCAGCUUAUUCAACCUGUAUCAACUUGUUUCAUUGCCGCCCACUUGUAUUCCUGUGCCUCUCUUCAGUACAUUGCUACAGAAUUUUUUAGCAAGUCGCCCCCAGGACGAGGUUGACAUGUUCCGUCCCAUGUUAGAACUUGGUUUGGGACAUGCAAAUGAAGCCUCAAAAGCAAUGGCUCGUCGUUUUGGUGGUUAAUGAUGUCGAUAUCAUUCUACCCUAUUCUACCUCAUCAUGGGCUAUCACAGGUUCGCGCACUUUGCAUAACUAUAGAGCUACUUGUAGGUAUUGUAUCAUGCAAAGGAACAGUUCGAUUCGACAUGAUGGUUGAGCAGGA
Molecule: messenger RNA, 1627 nt
Organism: Lentinula edodes (shiitake mushroom)
Lineage: Eukaryota; Fungi; Basidiomycota; Agaricomycetes; Agaricales; Omphalotaceae
Product: kinase-like domain-containing protein
Exons: 6
Coding region: 67-1488 (473 amino acids)
Source: RefSeq, a predicted model, not a curated record